This is a messenger RNA of Clupea harengus (Atlantic herring), 3586 nucleotides long. It is a transcript of the gene pcca, whose product is annotated as propionyl-CoA carboxylase subunit alpha. NCBI's taxonomy places the organism in Eukaryota, Metazoa, Chordata, Actinopteri, Clupeiformes, Clupeidae. Gene Ontology annotation, cellular component: mitochondrion. The record is from RefSeq and is a predicted model, not a curated record. Gene Ontology annotation, molecular function: ATP binding; metal ion binding; propionyl-CoA carboxylase activity.
UUCUUCUGCAAAAAACGUGUCUACGCAAGCGCCGUAGCCUCCACGCUCCGACCGUCAUGGCAGCCUACAGAGUAACACCAGCUUGGCUAAGAGUGAUACGUGCUGUGAAGCAUGCAUCUCUCCAUUCGCGAUGCUGUGUUCUUCUCAGUCGGGCUGAGUACUCCACGGCCUAUGACUACAAUGAGAAGACCUUUGAUAAGAUCCUCAUUGCAAACAGAGGGGAGAUCGCCUGCAGGGUGAUGAAGACCUGUAAACUGAUGGGCAUUAAGACGGUGGCGGUACACAGCGACGUGGACUCUAGCGCGGUGCAUGUGAAGAUGGCCGACGAGGCAGUGUGCGUUGGCCCCGCCCCCACCAGCAAGAGUUACCUCAACAUGGACGCCAUCAUGGACGCCGUCAGACGGACCGGAGCGCAGGCUGUUCACCCAGGAUAUGGAUUUCUGUCUGAAAAUAAAGAGUUUGCUAGGAGGCUGGCGGCCGAGGGGGUGACCUUCAUUGGGCCUGACACAGACGCCAUUCAAGCCAUGGGCGACAAGAUCGAGAGCAAGCUCAUCGCCAAGGCAGCCAAUGUCAACACCAUCCCUGGAUUUGAUGGAGUUGUCAAGGAUGCUGAGGAGGCCGUGAAGAUUUCUAAUCAAAUCGGGUAUCCCGUUAUGAUCAAAGCAUCAGCUGGAGGAGGAGGCAAAGGCAUGAGGAUAUCAUGGAACGACGACGAGACCCGGGAAGGCUUUCGCUUCUCCUCACAGGAGGCUGCGUCGAGCUUCGGGGACGACCGUCUCCUCAUUGAGAAGUACAUUGAUAACCCAAGACACAUCGAGAUCCAGGUUCUGGCGGAUAAGCACGGGAACGCUCUGUGGUUGAAUGAGAGGGAGUGCUCCAUCCAGAGGAGGAACCAGAAGGUGGUGGAGGAGGCGCCCAGUACGUUUCUGGACCCCGAGACGCGCCGGGCCAUGGGGGAGCAGGCGGUGUCUCUGGCCAAGGCUGUGAAGUACUCCUCAGCCGGCACAGUGGAGUUCCUGGUGGACUCCACGAAGAACUUCUACUUCCUUGAGAUGAACACCCGACUGCAGGUGGAGCACCCCAUCACAGAGUGCAUCACUGGUCUGGACCUGGUGCAGCAGAUGAUCCACGUCGCCAAGGGUUACCCACUAAAGCACAAGCAGGAGGAUGUCCCCAUCAACGGAUGGGCCAUCGAGAGCCGAGUGUACGCCGAGGACCCAUACAAGUCAUUUGGGCUGCCCUCUAUUGGGCGACUCUCUCAGUACCAGGAGCCUGUGAACCUGCCCAAUGUUCGAGUUGACAGUGGCAUUGAAGAAGGAAGUGACAUCAGCAUCUAUUAUGACCCCAUGAUCUCAAAGCUUGUGACAUAUGGCAAAACGCGAGCUGAGGCCUUGAAGAAAAUGGAGAACGCACUGGAUAAUUAUGUAAUCAGAGGUGUGACCCAUAACAUUCCACUCCUGCGGGAGAUCAUCGUUCACCCGCGCUUCAUCUCCGGCGACAUCAGCACCAACUUCCUGCCGGAGGUGUACCCCGAAGGGUUCAAAGGUCACCCGCUGACAGCCCCCGAGCGACGGGAGCUCCUAGCUACGGCUGCCGCGCUCUCUGUGGCAGCGCAGCUCCGCUCACAAAAGUUCCUGGGAGAUCUCAGGGUGUCCAACACCCAACAGGAGCGGAGGAGCUGGGAACUUUGUGUGGAGUUGGACAAGGGGGCACACAUGCUUGGUGUGACUCGGUCGGGCUCUGCUUACACAGUGGAGGUCGACGGGGAGAAGCUGGAGGUGUGUGGGGACUGGAAUCUCGCCUCAGCUCUGUUGAAUGUCACAGUGAAUGGCACACACAGGACUCUACAGUGUCUCUCUCGUAGUGCUGCUGGAGAUAUCAGCCUGCAGUAUCUGGGUACCACGUUUAAGCUGCGCGUGGUGAGUAAGCUGGCGGCGGCACUCAGUAAGCACAUGCCUGAGAAGGUUCCAGAAGACACCAGCAGCAUCCUGCGCUCCCCCAUGCCUGGAACCGUGGUGGCAGUGUCUGUCAAGCCAGGAGACACGGUGGCCGGAGGUCAGGAGAUCUGUGUCAUUGAAGCCAUGAAGAUGCAAAACAGCAUGACCGCUGCAAGGACAGCUAAGGUGAAGAGUGUACACUGUAAAGCUGGGGAGACCGUUGGCGAGGGCGACCUUCUCGUGGAGCUGGAGUAACCCGGAGCUGAGGAGCAUAAUCUACCCCCCCCACCCCCCCAGGCUGUCGCUACCACUUGCCCCCCUCACUCCUAGACCUGCCCCACUGUGCCUCAGUCAACCCACAUACACACCAACCCAGUUACCAAGCAACCACUCCUAGAGAAGGCGAAAUAUUCCCUCCCUUGGUACUGCAAUAGGGCUGCCUGUCAUUUAAGUUUAGUUUUUCUGUCCUUCACCCCUGUUCUCCUUCCCUAUGUGGCUUAGUGUAUAACUGGGUUAGUGUAUAACUCUUCUUCUAUCUCUAGCAGGUGCUUCUCUCAUCGCUCACGUGCACUCUGCUGCCCCCCAGCAUACGGGUGGUGGAAGGGCAAGGCCAUCACACAUAUGUGCUUACACUUGUGCCUUCUUGACUUGUAGCUAUAUCUCCUCUCCACCCACACACACACACACACACACACACACACGUUAGAACUACUCUUGUAUUACAUGCAUUACAUGUCAAGCUCUUAGGCCACGUGACUCAACAGUCAUUCCACUAACUUGUCUCUGCCAUGCAAAGACUCACGUCUGUCUCCACCAGCUUCAUCUCUGGGUGGGCCGCUGUCUCUCUGCCUUAUGUAGAGUUAGUCUGGAGAGGGCACUGAAGGAGGGUUUUCAUACUAGGUUUCCCCCUCCCCUUUGCUCUGGUGGAGCAUCUCUAUCUCUCAAAUCUCAACUCGCUCCCUCUGUAGUUGUAGGGAAACACAUUGUGAUCCUUCAGGAGUGAAUAGUUAGAAUGUUUGAAGUAGAAUAUGUCGGUAUUUCUUGCGUUGGUUUUUUCAGUGUGUAACAAAAGUGGAGGAGCGGUCUGGAGGACCUGAGGUUCUGAGAUGCUCAGAAAUCCCAUCUAAAAUCCAAACACACACACAGAAGCCCCCCCCUCCCCAAAAAAAAAGCCAGAGGUGCGAUCUACCCUGGAGCAAAGAUGGAAUAAACAAUUUCCUCAGCACUCACUCUGUUCUAAGGGGAUCAAAGGAUGACGAAAGAAUUGGCUGUUUGUGUGGUAUCUGUACUUGCCUGUUAAGGGGUUUGUCUGAAUGAACGUGUGUGUGUGUGUCUGUCUAGACAUCUAUUGCUCAGAUGUAUUUAGUAUGGAUUGAUUAAGGUUGCUGCACAGAUCACACUGAUGCGAGCAGGAUUGCCAUGACCUCUGGCAGUAGCUGCUGCUCUGUUGCCACAGCAGUCAAGCCCAGAAGCGUGACCCUUAACCUUUGACCCCCUCGGCCCCUGGCUCCCCUGCACUAUUUGCUCCAACAUGCCUCGAGUCUCUGAUUCGUCUGUAAAUGGUUUUCUGAAAAAAAAAGGUUUUUUUGUAAAAAAUACUUUUGGGGAAUUCAUAUUUUAUGCAUUAAACAUAUACGAUUCUAAUCCUG